This is a messenger RNA of Xyrauchen texanus (razorback sucker), 4220 nucleotides long. RefSeq lists its product as uncharacterized. The coding region runs from base 296 to 3367 and encodes 1023 amino acids. Lineage: Eukaryota; Metazoa; Chordata; Actinopteri; Cypriniformes; Catostomidae. The record is from RefSeq and is a predicted model, not a curated record. The transcript has 15 exons.
UUGUGAGAGAAUUGCAGAGUUCUGAUAAACAUUAACUUUUACUCAAAUAAAUGCACCAAAGUUUCUAUAUUAUAUGAUGUUUAGCUCAUGUUUGCAGAAACGUACAAAACUGUAAACGAUCUACUCUACUGAUACUCCUAAACCUGUUGUUUUGUUUAUUUCUACAUUAUUCGAGCAUCGGAUUCAUGUUUAUAAAUGUCACCAAUAUUCUCAUCAUCCUAAACGAAGACUUGUUUGAACAGGAAUAACACCAGGUGUUUCAACUGAGAUCUGCGGGAUAAAACAUUGUAAAGUUAUGAUUAUUAAAGAAGAGAUUGAGGACAUGAGUUAUCCAGAAUCAUGCAGUUCAAAUGUCAUGAAAAAUGAAGCUGCUGAGGAACAAAGAGAUCUGAUGGACAUGAAAGAGGAAAAUCAAGAACUAAAUGAAGUCGAAGAGAAACACCGUCCAGAUCAGACACUUCAUGAUUUCAUAACAGAUCUGAUGGACGUGAAAGAGGAAAAUCAAGAACUAAAUGAAGUCGAAGAGAAACACCAUCCAGAUCAGACACUUCAUGAUUUCAUAACAGGAACAGGAAUAACACCAGGUGUUUCAACUGAGAUCUGCGGGAUAAAACAUUGUAAAGUUAUGAUUAUUAAAGAAGAGAUUGAGGACAUCAGUUAUCCAGAAUCAUGCAGUUCAAAUGUCAUGAAAAAUGAAGAUACUGAGCAACAAAGAGAUCUGAUGGACGUGAAAGAGGAAAAUCAAGAACUAAAUGAAGUCGAAGAGAAACACCAUCCAGAUCAGACACUUAAUGAUUUCAUAACUGGAACAGGAAUAACUCCAGGUGUUUCAACUGAGAUCUGCAGGAUAAAACAUUGUAAAGUUAUGAUUAUUAAAGAAGAGAUUGAUUACAUGAGUUAUCCAGAAUCAUGCAGUUCAAAUGUCAUGAAAAAUGAAGAUACUGAGGAACAAAGAGAUCUGAUGGACGUGAAAGAGGAAAAUCAAGAACUAAAUGAAGUCGAAGAGAAACACCAUCCAGAUCAGACACUUCAUGAUUUCAUAACUGGAUUAACAGAGCAAAACCAACACCAAGUACCCUCUGGAACAUGUUUAAGUGCCCCAGAAAAGAUGGAGUUAAUUAAAGAGGAGUUGAAAGAUGUGAGUGAUGUGAGUGAUGAGAGUGAAGACGUCAGUAUUUCAGAACCAUUCAGACUGAAGUAUAAACAUACUAAGAAAAAAAGAGUUUUUAUCCCAAAAGCAAAAAUAACUGGGGAGUCAUGCCCGCUGUGCCUGCGGAUGUACUCUCAUCUGAGCCAGCAUCUUCGUGUCAUGCACAAUGUAAAGAACAAGAAGGAAAGGCUGCUGCUGUUGGCACUGGAGUCAGGACGGAUCAAUGUCCGUGAAGGAUGUUGCCCCAUGCCAGGCUGUGGUAAAGACACAACCAGGUUAGACCGGCACCUCCGUACCCACAGGGAGCUCUCAAGGGUGGCUCAGAAAGAAGCAAUGGUGCUCUGCAAGAGAAAGAAGAUCCUCUCUGAACUGGCUUCACUCAGGGCAUCUGAUCCAGAUGUGCCCAUGGUGUCUACCCUUGAUUUGGAGGAGGACAAACCUGUGUUGGAGGAUCCUGAAGUACCUUUGGACACAGAGGAGGAGUGCAGCAACACCACCUGUAAGCUCCAAACCCAAAAGCUGACCUCACUGGUGGCAGACUUGAAUCUCCAGGUGGACACACUAACAGAAGCGCUGCGAAAUGUCACCCGCCGGUACCGGUUGCUUAAGAGGAGGUCAUCUGCCCAGGCUUCGACCAGGAUAGGCCAGGUAACACAAAGACUCCUCUCCUCUCUCGUGUCUGACGAUAGCAAGGAAGUCUCUGCAAAUGAGCAGCCCUCCACAAGCCAGCAGCUUUCCACCCAGCUCGGCCCAGAGCCAAAAAAAGACCCUCAUUACCCUGAACACAUGGCAGUACUGAAUGAGCUCCUUGAGGAAUACAGGAGGCAUCAGGAGGGUCCAGACCCUUCAAACAAAAUGAAGGAGAACGUCAGUGGUAAAAUCUACAUGAUAAAAAAAUUCAUUGCCUUCAUGGCGCAAGGCAAGGAGAAACUUGACACCCUCAUCUUCCUCAACAAGAUGGCCAGGUUACGGGCGUGGAUCAGCUCCCUCCAGCAAGCCAAAAUCAAGGACACAACCAUCCAGCACUAUAUCUUAAACAUAGCCAAGUUUGUGAGUUUUGUCAGAGACACCCCUCCUCCGAGCUGCCGCCUCUCAAAACAAGUCCUUGUCAGGAUCCAGCAGGAGCUAAGGGGCCUGUUGAAAUCCAUGAAAAGGGGCAUGGCAUUGCAUCAGGUGUCAAUGAAGCAAGUAAAAGAGUCACGGGUGCUCAGCAUAGAGACUCUUUUGAAGUGCCGGAGUCUGGCAAAGCAGGCCAUCCCAAAAAUCCUAACCCUCCUUGAGAGCGACCCCACCCCCAAGCUGCAAUGGAAGUUUUAUGGCCACUUUGUGGCUUUUCUUGCCUCCAUCUAUGGUCACCAGGGUGGAGUUUACCAGAAUAUGACCAUCAAAAGGGUGGAGGGGGCGAGGAAAUCCACCACCGAAAACGCCUACCUGAUCAACAUAAUAUCUCACAAAACCAAUCAGAUGUUCGGGCCUGCCCAAAUUGCACUUUCAGAGGAGGAGUACGAAUGGACACGGCACUUCCUGCGCAUUAAGGACAUGCUGCCGGGCGGGAAGGAUGCAGAAUUUUUCUUUUUUACAUCCAGACCGAACCCGUGCAAAAGUUUGAACAACUUCCUUCAAGAAGCCUGGAAAUCAAUGGGCCUGCCCGGGUGUCCAACAUUUACAGACCUCCAAAACUCCAUCGACGACCACUACACGCACAUCACUGACAACCGCAUGAAAAUCUCAAAGUUCAUGUGCCAUGGCGUCGGGACGGUGGAUAAAUUCUACCCCAUACCUCUAAAUGCCAAGCAAGACGUGAAGAACCGCAGGUCCUUCGAGGCCACAUUGGAGGGUCCCGAAUGGUCUCCUGAAAAAGAGCAGCAUCAGCAGAAGCGGAAACGACAAGGCCAGAUGGCAGAUCACCCCUGCAAGCGCUCUAUGCCAAAGGGCUCACCAGCCACCCCUGAUCGGUCCAUCACUUCGGGCAGCGGCACCCUCGAGGAGAUUGUGGUGAAGUACCAGGAGACAGGGGUGUCCAGCAUCAAGUCCAGCAAGGAUGCAGAAGAAGCAUCGGGGCCCAGUGGGGAAGGCCAGGUGUCCGAGCCUAGCAGGGAAGAUGAGGCCUCAGAGCCUAGCAGGAAAGGCAAGGCAUCGGAGGCAAACGGGAAAGGCGAGGCGUCGGAGGCCAGCUGGGAAGGCCAGGUAUCUGAGCACAGUUCACCCAGCCAGUAAAAGGUAUCAAGUAAGAAGAGGACACCCUUUUGUUGUCCUUUCUCCAAUCAAGUCUGCACUGAAGACGAGAUUAAAGCCGAGCCAGAUCUCCCCUAUCAAGAUGAAAGAGGGGGUGGUCUCUAAGGCCCACGCGAUGAUGGGUCUGAACCAGCACAAGCUGGUAGAUGCCAAGGUGAAGCAUGCUAUUAAAAGGUGCCAUGCCAGGAAAUACAUUUUGAUUUUGUUUUAACUUUCUGUGACUUUGGCAGACUGAAAACUCAGGACAUUGUCACCUAUUGCAUUGGACAAUAGACCAUUUGAUUUGUAAUUUUAAAAGUUCCACUUUUUGUUUUUCAACUUCUGUUUGCCAUGUUUGCUGUUGUGUUACAGAGAAAUAGUUUUUGUCUGGUCUCUUAUUUCUGACAGUGUGUUAUUAUUUAAACUGUUCUGGUUUGUAAUUGAGCUUUCUUAUAAAUGGGUUUUUGAUUUUUUAUAUUGAAGCUUCUUGUCUGUCAUUUCCCCCGAUAUAGUGGUAUUGUUGGUUUUAAAUGCAAUUUUAAGAUGUGCUGUAAUGUGAUACUCCAACAUCCACAUUGGUGCCCAAACAGAACCAUUAAACGUUACAUUAAGUUAUAUGUAAAAAAACCCAAAAAAGAACUCUUUAUUUGCAUAGAAUUGCUUGUACACUGAGCUCCUAUCUGGUGUCUACCCUAUAAGUUGCAGGUGGUAUGCUGUUAUGGACAUUUUGAAUGAACUUAUUGAAUGGGCCCCGAUUACGAUGCACGUGGACAACUCAUUUACAUUACAUAAUACAUAAUUAUAUUGAAUAUUAUUGAUUAAAACCACAUGUCCAGCACUCAGGGUAGGUAUGGGC